Messenger RNA from Didymodactylos carnosus, 3834 nucleotides. The record is from the annotation of a GenBank genome assembly. Lineage: Eukaryota; Metazoa; Rotifera; Eurotatoria; Philodinida; Philodinidae.
AUGGGUUCAAACACGAAAAAGCAUAAAAGUUCAAAAGAACAUAAACAUCGUCAGCGCGAAAAUAUCGAACGUAAAGCAGCUCGAGAAGAUGCACAGUCGCCACCAUCAGCUCAAGAUUCUUCUGCGGCUGUUGGUGAUACAGAGCGAACUUCGCUGUCUGUCAGUGAAACGAAUAAACUUCGUGCUCAAUUGGGCAUGAAACCGUUGGCUGGUGUUAGUGAAAAAGUAUCGGAACAAGAUGGUGAAACUGUAAUAGACAAUGGCGAAGAUGUAUUUACACACCGCCCAGCAGUUAGUCUGACGGAAAAGAAGCGUAGUGAGCAAAUAAAAAAUAAAGUAUUGUUGCAUAAAGAAAAAAGACAACUACAAGAAAAAUUUUUAAGUACAAAAUCUUUGGGUACAGCUGACAGUAAUGAAUCAACAUCAGCUUGGAUUGAAAAACAGCGUCUAGCCGAUAUUGAAAAACGUAAAGCCGCCGAAAGAGCAAAAUUAUUGCAACAAAUGGAUGAAGAAUUUGGUCUUGAAGAAUUAGUUAAAGAAGAAACAGAAAAGUUGAUAAAAUCAAAGGAGAAAAAGUAUACAGCAAGAGAUUUAACUGGACUUCGCAUCGAACAUUCUGCUGAUACAUUCAAAGAAGGCCAACAAAUAAUAUUAACAUUAAAAGAUCAGCGUAUUCUUCGAGAGAAGAAACCUGGUGAACCUGAUACAUUGGAAGAUGAUGAAGAUGUGUUAAUCAAUGUUAAUAUCGCUGAUGAUGAACGAACUACAGAAAAGAUUGAAGGUAAAAAGAAGAAAACUGGACGUUAUCGUGCAUAUAAAGAUGAAGACAAUGACGUCGACAAAUUUGGACUGCUUACUGAAGCUCGUUUACUUGAUCAAUAUGAUGAUAAGAAGAAAUCAUCGUUCAAACUAGAGUCUGGUGGCAAAUACGAUUUAAGUGAUGAGAAAAUUAUGAGUGAUAUGAGAAAAGAGUUUCAUUCGCGUAUGCAAACAUUAGAAUUACCUGCAAUGAAAUUGGCUAGUGAAUUUUAUACGCAAGAGGAAAUAGAACAAUUUAAAAAACCAAAAAAGGUAAUUAAGAAAAAACUCCGUACGAGAAAAAUAUUAAAAGCUGAUGAUCUAUUGGCAAUGGAUGUUGCAGCAGUUUCUGCUAGUCGACAUCAUCGUGACAACACUAGUGCCGCUGGACCAGUGACAACAGCAAAAGGAAAUGCAACAAGACAAAAAGAUCGAACAAAUGGACUUGUUAUUGAUGAACUAAAACGGGAAGAUGAUGACGUGAUGGCCUCUGACAUUAUUGGACCAGAUGAUGAUGAUAAUUUAUCAGAUUUCGCAUUAGAAGAUGAUGCAUUUAAAGAGUUACAAGAUGUUGUCAACAAAACGAUGAAGUUAAAAACAAAAGUAACACAUGUACACACUGCAGAGAAGGCAUUGUCGAGUUUGAUCGAAGAACGUGAUCGUAAAAUGAAAAUGGAAAUUAAAGAAGAACCAAUGGAAGUAUCAACAGUUGCAGUGCCCAAUCAAGAUAAACCGGAAGGACUUAUUUUGGAUACAAUGUCAGAAUUUUGUCGGAAUUUGGGAGAAGAUGCGGCUACUAGUGUUUCUUCAGCUAUGGCAAUGGGGGCGAAUACAUCGAUUCCAGUCACAAAGUUUAAUCGUCCAUCAACAAUUCGCUCUCGUAUUCAACGGCCACAACGUGAAGCACUAGCUCUAGAUCAUGACGAUGAAUUGUUAGAAUAUGCGAUGGCUGUAGAACAAGAAGAUGAUGACGACGAGGAUAACAAUAAUCGUAUGAAUGGAGACGAUGAAAAUCCAGAUGGAAGUGUCAAACCAUUUCGACUCGAAGAUUCAGUGUUAGAUGAAGAACCUGGCCUUGAUCGUGGUUUAGCAAAUGCAUUACGUCUAGUAGAACAAAAAGGUUAUUUGGAAAAAGACAAAGGACGACAAAAUGCUCGUAUGACGAGUGAAAUAUCGGCGAAACAUUUCACUGUUGAAGAAAAAAAUUAUUAUGAUAUCGACGAUAAAUAUGCACGACGUGAUCGAUAUUCUGGUCCGUUGACAGAUUUCAAAGAAAAGGAAGCCUACAGACCAGAAGUGAAAUUAGAAUAUGUUGAUGAUACUGGACGACGAAUGAAUAGAAAAGAAGCAUUUCGAUAUUUAUCACAUCGAUUUCAUGGAAAAGGAUCGGGUAAAAAGAAGACAGAAAAGCGAACGAAAAAAUUAAUAGAAGAAGAGUUAAUGAAAAAAAUGAGUAGUGUUGAUACACCGUUAAAUACAGUUGCUCUAUUACAACAAAAACAAGCUCAACUACAACAACCUUAUAUUACUCUGAGUACGACAAGAAUGAGAGAACAGGGACCACAGUAUAUUCUUGUUUUCGAUUUUCGAUCACUUCUACAUUUAAUGACUGAUACCAUUGUUACGAAUACUGUCAAUGCCAACGACGAUAUUUCUCAUAUAGAAAACGAACAAGCCACACUCGAUCACAAUUUAACAUCUGUCACAAUAACUGAGAAUGAAAAAGAUGAUGAAUGGAAAUCGAUGGAUGGUAAUGACGACGACGAAGCAGAGGAGGAAACCAAAGAAAUAAAAAAUGAAAACUAUUUUCCUGAUGAAGAUGACAAACAUUCAAGUGAUUGGGCUAAUUUUGCAUCGUUCAAAAAUGAUGAUAAGGAUAUUCAUCAAGAAAAUAAUAUAAAUUUGUCUGAAACAACAGUCACCAAAGAAGAAAACGAUGAUGAAUGGGCAGAUUUUGAGUAUAAUACAACACCAAGUCAGCCAACCAUCGUUGAUUCUACACUAACGAAAAAUAAUGAGGAAGACGUUGAAUUUGGCGACUUCAAUGAAGGACACAUAUCAGCAGAAUCAAACUCAUUUGUAGAGGAAGAAACAAAACCUCUUCCAUCAUCUAUUCAUGAUGUAUCUGGCAGCAUCGAUCAUAUUGAAUCAAUAAUUCAAACUUGUUUCUCAUAUUCAUCAUCGCCACUGUCUACCAUUGAAUUUUGUGAAUAUUCUGAAUUACCAACAUUUACAAAUAAUAAUAAUAAUACAACUUUGUCUUCUUGUUUGAAACCCUGUUUAAACGUAUGGAAUGUAUUAUCUAAUAUUUCAAAUGAUCCGUACGGAUUAAAAUUUCAAUGGAGAAAAUCGAAUAGUGAACGUUUUUUUCAUCAAGCCCUUGGUGUCAAUGAAAGAUAUCGAACUAAAACGACACCAUUAAUGCCUGAGAUACUACAACCAGAAAAGAUCAAGUCAACGAUGUCAAAUAAUAGUGCUCAGGAUGAAUUAGAAAAUAAAAAUAAACCAUCCUCUUCUCUCAAUCCACACUUUGAUUGGAAAGCAAGCGGUUUAGAAAAUCCACUUGCAGGUAAAUUAUACCAGACAAAUAGCGUUGUUGUUAGGAUAGGUGUAUAUUGUGCUAUAAGCGUCCAGACAGUUAGUUUGCCGUCUAACAGUAUAAGUAAAACUAAUGAAGAUGAAGGCAAUGAAACAUAUGUGUUUGAUGCCAAUAAAACAUUAGAUCUCGAUUAUUUUCAUCCAUCCAAACCGUCUGAUUUAACAUCUUCAUCAAGCGUGAAAAUAUCAUCAAUAUCAUUACCAACGUCAUCACAGAUCAAUGGUGAACAUUCUUCGUCAACUAAAACUAGUGUUCCUCCCAUAAAAACAACUGGACUUUUUCCAGGAUCAUCUUCAUCUUCAAUAACAACAAUAAACAAUGAUGAAGCAAAACGUAUUUUAGAUUCAUUACCAAAUCUAAGUUUUAUGAGUGCAAAAAAUUUAAUGUUUUCCGUUCGAUUAAAUGGUGGAAAUGAUGAAACAACAUCAUUGUACUAA